This is a messenger RNA of Tetrahymena thermophila SB210, 6033 nucleotides long. Its product is annotated as REJ domain protein. The transcript has 9 exons. Lineage: Eukaryota; Ciliophora; Oligohymenophorea; Hymenostomatida; Tetrahymenidae. The record is from RefSeq and is a predicted model, not a curated record.
AUGUUUCUUUUGAUUAUUUUACAAAUCAUAAAACACUUAUAUGCUGUUCCUAUUUACGAUUGCUCAACUAAUGUGAAUAUUGAUCAUUAGAAUCCUCAAUUUAGACUUUGCUUAAUUAAUUACGGAGGUCCCGCAAAUCAAUCUGAUUAAAACACCAUGAAAUAAUAUUUCUAAGAUACGUAUUGCUUAAAUUCAGAAAAAUAUUCAUAUGACUAACAAUACUACUUAACAGGUAGUAGUUGUACUUCAAAUAGUGAGAUAAAAAUACAAUAUAACUCGACUAGAAAGAUAUAUUCCUACUUUUUACUUUAUUACCUUUAUACAUAAUAUCCUCCAAACGAUAAUUUAAAAUCUAUAUUCGAAAUAAAUAAUGUCAGUAAACUAAGCGCUAUGGGAUAUAUUGAUUAAUUUAACUAGUGCUAAGAUAAUUGUGACUCAUGUGAUUAUAAUUAAAUAUGCUAAUAAUGUUCUCUUGGGUUUUAUUAUUAGCAUGCAUCAAAUUAGUGUCUAAUUUGUGAUAAGAACUGUGCAAGUUGUAAUGGUCCUAGCUCAAGUAAUUGCUUAACGUGCAAUCCAGGAUUAUAUUUUGAUAAUACCUUAAAAUAAUGCAUCAUUUGUGAUCCAACCUGUAAAACUUGUGAUGGUUCAAGUUCUAAUAAUUGUUUAUCUUGCAAUAUUGGAAUUUAUUAUAACUAAUCUACAAAACAAUGUAUCUGUGAUCCAACCUGUAAAACUUGUGAUGGUCCAACAUCUAACAGUUGUUUAUCUUGCAAUAUUGGAAUUUAUUAUAACUAAUCCACAAAACAAUGUAUCUGUGAUCCAACCUGUAAAACUUGUGAUGGUCCAAGUUCUAAUAGUUGUUUAUCUUGCAAUAUUGGAAUUUAUUAUAACUAAUCCACAAAACAAUGUAUAUGCGAUCCAACCUGUAAAACUUGUGAUGGUCCUACUUCUAAUAGUUGUUUAUCUUGCAAUAUUGGACUUUAUUAUAACUAAUCCACAAAACAAUGUAUUUGUGAUCCAACCUGUAAAACUUGUGAUGGUCCAACUUCUAAUAGUUGUUUAUCUUGCAAUAUUGGACUUUAUUAUAACUAAUCCACAAAACAAUGUAUUUGUGAUCCAACCUGUAAAACUUGUGAUGGUCCAACUUCUAAUAGUUGCUUAUCUUGUAUGAUUGGACUUUAUUAUAACUAAUCCACAAAACAAUGUAUUUGUGAUCCAACCUGUAAAACUUGUGAUGGUCCAACAUCUAAUAGUUGUUUAUCUUGCAACAUUGGACUCUAUUAUAACUAAUCCACAAAACAAUGUAUCUGUGACCCAACCUGCAAAACUUGUGAUGGUCCAACAUCUAAUAGUUGUUUAUCUUGCAAUAUUGGAAUUUAUUAUAAUUAAUCCACAAAACAAUGUAUCUGUGAUCCAACCUGUAAAACUUGUGAUGGUCCAACAUCUAACAGUUGUUUAUCUUGCGAUAUUGGAAUUUAUUAUAACUAAUCCACAAAACAAUGUAUUUGUGAUCCAACCUGUAAAACAUGUGAUGGUCCAACUUCUAAUAGUUGUUUAUCUUGUAUUAUUGGACUUUAUUAUAACUAAUCCACAAAACAAUGUAUUUGUGAUCCAACCUGCAAAACUUGUGAUGGUCCUACAUCUAAUAGUUGUUUAUCUUGCAACAUUGGACUCUAUUAUAACUAAUCCACAAAACAAUGUAUUUGUGAUCCAACCUGUAAAACUUGUGAUGGUCCUACUUCUAAUAGUUGUUUAUCAUGCAAUAUUGGAAUUUAUUAUAAUUAAUCCACAAAACAAUGCCUUUGCGAUUAAACCUGUAAAACAUGUGAUGGUCCUACUUAAUAUAAUUGUUUAACAUGUAACUCUGGAUUAUAUUAUUAGUAAGCUUCAAAAUAGUGUGUAUAGUCUUGUAAUAACAACUAAUUUGCUAAUUUAUUACUCCAAUAAUGUGAAUUAUGUGAUAAUAGUUGUGCAAGUUGUUAUGGAAAGGACUCUAACAAUUGCUUAAGUUGUUACCCUAACAGCUUUCUCUACAACAAAAAUUGUAUUAACCCUUGUCCGAAUGGGUUUUAAAGUAAUUUUACUUCACUAACAUGUGAUUCAUGCUAAUAUUAUUGGAGCCUAUAAUGCAAUCCCUGCUACCCAAGCUGUUAACUAUGUGAUUAAUCAUAGAUUUUAAAUAAAUAAUGUAAGACUUGUUAUAAAGAAACAAGAAUAUUAGAUUCAAAUAAUCAUUGUAUCUGCUAAAAUAAAAAUGAUUAAAGGGAUAUAUUUUACUAAUGCAGCUAUAAAAAUAUUGCCGUAAUUGAUGCAAGGUUAAGUGCUUAUUCUCCAUCGCUUACUAUCGAUUUUGGAUCUCCUUUGGUGAGUAUCAUAUCAAAUACACCUUAGUCUUUGUGCUCACAGAUAUUUGAAUAAUCAACUUUAGACAUGCUUGGGUUAGAUUCUUAAUGCCAAAUAAGUGGAAAUUAAAUUUAGGUUAAUUUAAGCGACUCUUCAAAAAUAAUGGAAAAUAAUUCUAUUAUUUUUUUACCAAAUAAGCUGCAGUUUAUAGAUUACAGUACUGAUUUCAUUAAUGUGUUUUAUAGAAAUACUACUUUCUAAGAUCCCCCAGGAGUUCCUUAACUUUUAUUUAGCUAUAAUCACAUAGAAAACAGUUGUAAUUCUAUAAAUAUAACUCUUUAUAAUCUUUAAUAUGAUGCAGGAAGAAAAUUUAUGAGUCUAAAUUGGACUUUAAAUCAAAUAGUAGGCUCUAUAAGCAACGAACAGUAAGAGGCUAUAAAGUAGAUAUUAUAAAAAGCAAGCUAAAAUAAAAAUACUUCUUUAAUUAUAAAUUCUAAAUACAUACCUCCUAACAUUAAUAUUACAAUACAGUUUAGUUAUUUACUUAAGGUUAACUAAACUGGUUCUUAAACAUUCACCAUUAUUUAUCAAAAAUAAAAAUUUAUAAGAGCCAACUAUUAGCAAUCUAAGUAUCCACCAAUUUAUAGAUCUAUGAGUUUGAGCUUCUACUUUUAGUUUUAUGUUGAGAUCUGUGAGUUAGGCCAAAUAACUUAUUUUAAUGAGCCUGUAGAUUUACAACUAGUUUCUAGUCAGCUUUAAAAUCAAAGCCUAAGUCAAUAUAAUUAAUCAAGCUUUCAAUAUGAUAUUCUUCCUUACUCCUUAGCAUCUAACUAAACAUUUAAUAUGAGUCUGAUUUUGAAUUUGAGUUCAGAUAGUAAGAUUACUGCCAUCCAAAAUAUAUCAGUUAAUAUUUAAAUUACAGAUUUAUAUUUGCAAAUUAUAGGAGGCUCAAGUCUUGUUUUAGGCUAUCAAAAUAAGAUGGUCUUAAAUACAGAUUCGAGGGAUUAUGAGAUGUAUGAUCAAAAUUCCUCAUAAAAUAUCAACUUUAGUUGGAAGUGUUUUAGUCUAUCCUCUAUUGACCAUAUUUGCUAUGAUUAUUAGAAUAAAUAGAUUUAAUUGCCACAAGGAGCCAGUAAUAUUACUUUUCCUGCUAAAACAUUUUAGCCAUACACUGCAAUUUAGAUUACUGUAGUUGGAUAAAAAGAUAAUAGGCAAUCAAAUUUCACCACUACAUGUAUAUUCACAGAAUUAGAUAUUCCACCACUAAAUGUUUUAUAAACAGCAACAAGCACUAACAGAAAAAUUAAUUUGAAUGAUGAUCUUAAUUUUUAAAUAGUUUAUGGUGAAAACAUUUCAUCAGAUUAUUUGUCUUAUGCAGGAGCUAUUUUAUAUGAUAAUAAUCCAGUUGCAGCAAUCAAAUUUGAUUAUUUCCAAGUUAGAUUUAGAAUUUGGAACUAUUUUUAGAAUAUAGAUCCCUCAAAGCCAACACUUUAAAUAAGAUUUUCUGUGUAUAAUCCAUUAUUUGUUAUGCCAAGCUUGUCUACAAUUAGUAUUUAAAUUAAUAUUCCCCCUCAUAAUUGUGUUCUAAAUAUAAAUCCCUAAUAAGGUAUAGCCCUAGAAACCAUCUUCUAAAUUUAAUUCUUGAAUUGUAUAGAUGAAGAUCUUCCUCUAACUUACUAGUUCUUCUAUUACAAUAGUGCAGAUGAUGCCAAUCUAGAAUUAAUUUCUCCUUGGAAUAUAUUAAGAAGACAAAUAUAAGAUUAGACAAUAAACAGCUCAAUUUAAACAGUACUACCUAAAGGAAAUCUAGUUAUUAUGGCACAGGUUAUGGACUCUUACCUAGGAGUUUAUAAUACCUCUUCUAUAAUAUAAGUUUAAGCUUAGAAUAAAUCAGCUGACGAAUAUUAUAAACAGGUAAAUCAACUUACUUCAUUAGCUUUAUAGAGCUCAAAUAUUUAAAUAACUAACUAACUAGUAACUUUAAGUAUUAUAGCAGAAGACAUCAGUAAAAGCUAUUAACUUUCAAAUCAAUUGAAUGAUUUAAUAAGCCUAUUGAUAUAAAAUAUAUAGCAAUUGUCUUUAUAAAUACCUAAGUUCUCUCUUUUAUCUACUUUUGCUAACAAAGUAACUGCCUAGUUAUCAUAAGUACUCUUUAGCUCAUCAUACUAAAAUAAUGUUUCCACAUAGAAAAAUAAAAUAUUUGAUUAACUAUAAACAAUAAUACAGAAUACUAAUUCAAGCAUACAAAGUAGUAAUCUUAGUCAUUUACAAUAAAAUAAUGAUGUUCAAAUUUAAAAUAUGGUAGAUUCUUUUAAAAUCUUAAACUCAAGUGUUAGUUUAUAAAGUAAUAACUCAUAGAAUGAUUUUGAGUCCUACGAUAAAAUAUCAAUUUAGAUAGGAAAUCUGCUUAAUAAUGUUAGUUUACCAAACUAAGGAUAAAUUAUUCUAGAUGGCAGCUUGUCCACACUUUUAUCAGAUAAAGUAACAUAAAAAAACCUAUUUUAAUAUGUUCUAACUGUAAAUAAUGACAAUUCUGUGAAUUAGACUAGUGUAUUUAGUAUUUCAAGAAAUAAUUAUAAAUAAAAUAUUUAUGAAAAUACUUCAGAUUUUUAGGUGUAUACAUAGCAAUUCAAAAAUGUUAGUUAAAACUUCACUUACUCUAAGAAUGAAUUAAUAUCACCAUAGAUUUAUAAUUUUUCUUCUUCUUCUUAAACAGUUUUAAACCAGUCAAGUAUUGUUUACUAGUUUGAUAAUACAAAUUCUAGUAAGUUGUAUAAUAUGACAUGUAUAUAAUAAAAUAAUCUCUCAUGGAGCAAAUCAAAUUGUGAUAUCCAUAAAAUUACUUAAAAGAAUUACAUGUGCUUCUGUGAAUCCUAAAAACCAACAACUAUCAUUGAAGAUAUUGAUGAUUUACUCUUAAAAAAUAAAAAUCUGUAGACAGCAUUUGGAGAAUAAGGGUUAUUAAAUAUAGCAAGCUUUGAGAAUUUUUAUAUGUAUAUAGUAUUUUGGCUAUUGUUAAUGUUCACAUUGGUUGAAAUUUUUUUAUUUAUAAUUGGAAAAUUAUUAGAUAAAUAAACAGUAAAAAAAUAAUACUCAAAAGUUCAUAAUCAAGAAUAAUAAUAAAAUGAAUUAUAACAAAUUGUAUAAGAGUAGUAAUAAUAAUUGAAUGAAAUUAACUAAAACAUUUGUGAAAAUUCUUAAAUGAUAAAUAACGAUAUAUUCUAGAACUCUCCUUUUGCUUAUUAACUUAAAAGUCAUGAAAAUAUAUAAGCAGAAAUUUAGUAAAAUCAAUAGGUUUUAUAACCAUUUGAUCAAAAAAUAGGUAGUUAUUUUAAUAGAAAAAGAAAAAGAUAAAAAUUCCUCAACCUAUAAAUAUAGCAAACCCGAAAAAACUUGAAGCAAGUAGAGGAACAAAAUAUUUAAAUGAAGAAAGAGAAGGCUGAAUCUAAUUAAUUACAAGUAAUUAAAUAAUAAUCAAGUUCUAAAAGUGAUGAAAAAAUCAAAACUCAAACAUCUUCAUAAACCUAAAUAAAAGAAGUUUAAGAUGAAAAUGAAUCUUAAAAAAUCAUUGUUUAUUUGUCACUUCCUAAAGCGAAAAAGUACACACAUUAGUUAUUUCAAUAUUAUUCUAAGGUUAUAAUAUGCUCAUUUAGCAGGUAAUAAUAGCCAUUAUUAACAGCUCAUUAAUGA